Selaginella moellendorffii is the source of this 705-nucleotide messenger RNA. Its product is annotated as desiccation-related protein PCC13-62. Lineage: Eukaryota; Viridiplantae; Streptophyta; Lycopodiopsida; Selaginellales; Selaginellaceae. The coding region runs from base 1 to 705 and encodes 234 amino acids. The record is from RefSeq and is a predicted model, not a curated record. The transcript is spliced from 2 exons.
AUGACGGUAGCCAAUGGUGGCACCUUUCACAUGAGUAACCACAAUUCUUCCCAAACCUCUUCGCUGGUGCACAAGCUAAUGAACGAAUUUGCUGUUCAUCAGCUAGAUCACAUCAGGUUGGUCAAAUUUUGUGUUUUUGUUUCUUACUUUUCCCUCUUCUUCCUUGGGUGCAGUGUGCUGUCCCAGUUCUUGAAAACCCGAGCUGUUGCAAGGCCACGCAUGAACGUUGGAAGGCAAGCUUUCUCUGGAAUCCUCCAGGCGGCGAUUGGCCAGAAACUUCCACCCGAAUUCGAUGCGUUUGGAAGCCCCGAGAGAGUUCUUUUGGCAUCUUUUGUCAUGUCCCCUAUGGCACCUUCGCUUGCUGAGGCGAUUCUUCCCCAGCUGGAAAACGAGGCUUCAAAGGCGAUCGUGGCAGGAAUGCUGAGAGCUCUGACGAGUGAGGACGCGGCCGUGAGAACGAUUCUAAUUUCAAUGAGCGAGAACAAAGUCGUUCCAUUUCCAAUGACAGUGGGCGCAUUCUCCAGCAAGAUCACGGAGCUGCGCCAGCUUUUGGCUCUCCUGAGCGAUGAGUGUGCCGGAAAGCCGUUCGCUUCACCCUCUUUGAGCCAAGACAACUCGAUGGUGGUGGAGCCAGUGAAGAUGGUUGCAAGACAGGGUACGAUGGGCGUGUUUAAUGUGCUUGGUAACCUCGGAAUCCUAGCUUAG